This is a messenger RNA of Fusarium verticillioides 7600, 804 nucleotides long. RefSeq lists its product as hypothetical. The transcript has 3 exons. NCBI's taxonomy places the organism in Eukaryota, Fungi, Ascomycota, Sordariomycetes, Hypocreales, Nectriaceae. The record is from RefSeq and is a predicted model, not a curated record. The coding region runs from base 62 to 481 and encodes 139 amino acids.
AAGCAACCCAAUAUCCAACUUAUUUGACUUCCGGGAUACUCUACAAGCAUCGAAAGGCACAAUGCUCUUGUCUCUUGCCGUUAUCAGCGGCCUAGCCGCCCUCUCUCAAGGCUACGUUUUGACGGCCUACAAGAACGUCGACGACUGCAAAGCAGAGGGCGACACUAACUACCGCAUUUAUGAAGGCGACUUCGACGGAUGCCAAAGGUUCGGCGGCCAAUCGGGCUCGACCUGUACCGAGUACUCCAAUGGCGGCACCAUCGGGCCCAACGCUUGUUCAAGCGACGUCUGGGAGGUGCACUCUGUUGCUCUUGACGGAAAGACACAGAUUAGUGGCGCCCAGCUUUGUUACACGUGUACUUACUACACUGACGAGCAUUGUGGUUCUCUUAACCAGAGUCCUCAGUGGUACUGUGACGGCUGGGAGGCGGGUCCAAAGUCCUUCCGAUGUCAACUCGCUCAAUCUCCUAGUGACUGCUAGAGGAAAACUCAGCUUGAGGAAGCUGUCGGUACGCUUAUCAUGAAGACAUAGGAGCGUGAUAGUCGAUCUUGUGAGGGCUUCUAUGUGCAUUUCCUGUGUGAUUUAUGGCUGGUGGGGACCGAAAGACUGCACUGACAGGAUACCUGUUCGAGUCUAGUCCAAGCCCUUGGAGGAGGGCGGCAUCUAAAUUUCUUUUCGUCACUAUCAACUGGUUUAAGUGCUGUGGCAUAGUCACUAGCGCCUACAACUGUGAUAAUUUUACUCUACGUAUAGGAGCAUCUCUAGAUUAUAGGAACUCCAAUUACAUUAACUUCAAAACUGUG